GGCCAAUCGCCAAUGUCUUAGAGCCCAAAGAGUCCGAUGGGAUGCGGAUGAUGAUCUAAGAAAUGAGUAGUUACGAGUUAGUAGCCGGUCUAAUCUUAGAAAAACAAUUGAAUGCUAUCCCCCGUGAAAUUUUGAUGCAUAAUUGAGAAAACAAAAAUAGUAAAUAAGUUAAAAAUGUGAUCGAAGAUGAAAGUGGAUUGGAAGAAAUGGAAAAAAAAUAAUGAUGUUAAUUGUGGAUGGUAAUUAGAGGUAGCGAUAAUCUAGGUGGAGCGAGUGAGGGCAAGCUGUCCUCCAUCAUCGCCCACCUCCAUAUGUUUAUGUUGUGCUCUCGACCUCUCCAAUUCCUCAUUCCCGGCAGGGCAUUUUCGUCAAUGACCUCCUCCUCCCUCACCCCCAACCCCAGGCUGCGCGGCCUCGUCUUCGACAUGGACGGAACCCUAACGGUCCCCGUCAUCGACUUCCCCGCCAUGUACAGAGCCGUCCUCGGCGAACAAGACUACCUCCGGAUCAAGUCCCAGAGCCCCUCCGGCAUCGAUAUUUUGCACCACAUUGAGACCUGGACCCCCGAUAAGCAGAAGCGGGCAUACGAGAUUAUUACCGAUUUCGAGAAACAGGGAUUGGAUAAGCUCCAAAUUAUGCCCGGUGCUGCAGAACUUUGUGAAUUUCUCGAGUCAAACAAUAUUAGGAGAGGAUUGAUCACAAGAAAUGUCAAGGAUGCAGUUGAUUUAUUCCACAAGCGGUUUGGGAUGACAUUUUCUCCUGCAUUAAGCAGGGAGUUUCGACCUUACAAACCGGACCCUGCUCCACUUCUAUACAUAUGUUCAAAUUGGGAUAUGCAGCCUAAUGAGGUUAUGAUGGUUGGGGAUAGUCUCAAGGAUGACGUGGCCUGCGGGAAAAGAGCAGGAGCUUUUGCAUGCUUGCUCGAUGAAACGGGAAGGUACAAUGCCCCCGAAUACCAGAAUGUCGAAUUCAAGCCAGAUUACAAAGUGUCUUCUCUUUUUGAACUUCAGUCUCUUCUGGAAAAGAAUUUUAACCUUAUUGCUGAUCCCAACUCGGCAGCUCACAACUGAAGAUGCUCACAUGGGAAGUCGGCACUUCUGUAAGCUAUAAUUCUUGUCUUGCAAUGUAUCGUGGUUACUAAAUAUUCAUGGUAGUAUAAAAAUGCAGAAAAGGCAUGUUUUUAAGUGAAUGAAUGUUCACUUUCAAACUGAAUAACUUAGAUUGGUAGAAAAAGGCUUCUUGAACUAGAUGAACUAUUGAAUGCUAAGUUUUCUUUUAGUGAAACAAAAAGUUUGUUUCGCUGAUUAUGUUUAGAACAUCUUGUAAAACAUCAUUUGUUUCUUGCUUGUUGGAGGUACCAAAUCAUUAUAUGAUUUGUACCUUAACCUCAGUAGAUGCGUGGAUUUCAAUUAAUCAGGCAUUUCAAGUUC
Molecule: messenger RNA, 1430 nt
Organism: Salvia miltiorrhiza (redroot sage)
Lineage: Eukaryota; Viridiplantae; Streptophyta; Magnoliopsida; Lamiales; Lamiaceae
Product: haloacid dehalogenase-like hydrolase domain-containing protein At2g33255
Exons: 5
Coding region: 237-1070 (277 amino acids)
Source: RefSeq, a predicted model, not a curated record